AUAAAAAAAAAAAAAUAAUAAUAAUUAGAAUAAAUUUAAGUAUUAUUUAAGUUAAAUCAAUGGGGAGUAUCCUUGGAAACGAGUCAUCGAAUUCAACAAGAUAUAUGCAAAAAAUACAAGCAGCAAUAAAAUUAUUGCAAGUAUAUAAUAAAUUGUGUUUUUUUCUUUUGCAACUUACGUUAAUAUUAAAAUUCAUUGCUAUGGAUUUUUUAAAUAAACCACUUGAUCUUGAGGAUCUUGAAGAAGAACUCCAAAAAGCAUUGAAUGAAGACACUUUAUAUGAUCUUCAAAACGAUGCAAAGCUGAGGGCCAUUGAACAAAAAGUCCCAACGUACGAGCAAUUUCGACAGAUGGUUCAAGCAGCUCAUCUCAAGCCAUUAAGUCAAAAAGAAAAAUUGGAAAAA
This is a messenger RNA of Aphidius gifuensis, 404 nucleotides long. Its product is annotated as coiled-coil domain-containing protein 103. The transcript has 2 exons. The record is from RefSeq and is a predicted model, not a curated record. Gene Ontology annotation, cellular component: outer dynein arm. The annotation marks the transcript as partial. Lineage: Eukaryota; Metazoa; Arthropoda; Insecta; Hymenoptera; Braconidae. Gene Ontology annotation, biological process: inner dynein arm assembly; epithelial cilium movement involved in extracellular fluid movement; determination of left/right symmetry.